Messenger RNA from Lytechinus variegatus (green sea urchin), 1319 nucleotides. RefSeq names its product E3 ubiquitin-protein ligase PDZRN3-B-like. Gene Ontology annotation, molecular function: protein binding. NCBI's taxonomy places the organism in Eukaryota, Metazoa, Echinodermata, Echinoidea, Temnopleuroida, Toxopneustidae. Gene Ontology annotation, cellular component: plasma membrane signaling receptor complex. The transcript has 3 exons. The coding region runs from base 274 to 1191 and encodes 305 amino acids. The record is from RefSeq and is a predicted model, not a curated record. Gene Ontology annotation, biological process: regulation of canonical NF-kappaB signal transduction; protein K63-linked ubiquitination; tumor necrosis factor-mediated signaling pathway.
AGCCAGAAACCCAUUCAUUCACUAUACUGCAAGCAUUAUGUUUGCUUCAAUAACCGAGCUCGAAGCAUAACUCAUACGGUGUCGUGCUUGAGUGGUAUCGCCAGCGCGCUCCGUUACUUUGCUUGUUUUCUUCGUCGUGUCCUCGCUAUAUCUUGGAUUGAUUAUACGGAAAUUACGUGUAGUAUAUUAUUUCAACGAGGCCCUGUGCAAGGAGAGAGAGCUCUUUCGUGAAGCCAAAGAUUGGCUGGAAUUGUUUUCCAGGCGCAGCUGAUCAUGGGGUUUGAUAUAGAUCGGUUUUCUGGCCCGGUGGACGAGGAUUUUAAAUGCAGCAUCUGUCUUGGUGUAUUGGAGAGCCCCCUCGCUACACCGUGCGGCCACGUCUUCUGCUCCAACUGCGUACUGCCGUGGGUCGUUCAGAACGGUAGCUGCCCUCUCAAGUGCGAAAAGUUUUCCACCAAGGAACUCAACAGCGUCCUCCCAUUGCGGAACCUCAUCCUCAAGCUCGAGAUCCGAUGUGAUAACUUCCGCCGAGGCUGCCCCGAAGAAGUCAAGAUUCAGAUGCUGGCCCAACACAUGGAGGAUUGCGACUUUGCCCCCGUCAAGUGCUCCAAUAAAGGAUGCCAGGAGGUGAUUAACAUCAAGGAUCAAGCCCAACAUGAAACCCAGACCUGUGAGUUUAGACCAGUCGGCCGUUGUGAGCAGGGAUGCGGUUUGGUGCUUCAGUACAACACCCGAUCGGAGCACGACUGCCUCAAAGCCUUGCAGAACCACUCGGCUGCCAUGCAGACCAAGAUGAAAAACCAGGAACAUAAUUUGAAGAAGAAUUCUCUCAGAUAUGGAAAGAGAGAGAAGGCUCUUUUGGCUCAGAUUGCCUGCCUCCAGAAUGAAAUUCAGAUGCAGGCAUUGCGAUAUCAAAAGAAGCUGAAUGAAAGUAAAGCCGAGAUGGAAUAUAUGUCAGCUGUUGCCUCAUUUGAAAAGCCGUGGGAAAAUACAACCAUACUCUCCCUGCGACUUGGUCGUCAAGAUGGAAGCUUAGGAUUCAACAUCAUUGGUGGCAGUGGGAUCAGUCAGGGUGAUGGUGGUAUCUCGGAAGGAAUAAUCGUAUCCAGAGUGAACGAGAAAGGCCCGGCAGACAGAUCACAGCUUCAGGUACAUGACAGGAUCAUCGAGGUAAGUCUAUUUAUAAAUUAACAAAAAUAAGUAUCUUUCUGGACUCACGUCAAGCGGGUUUGCAGCUGCAGCGCUAGCUCUACCCCUAAAUUUUUUAGAAGAAGAAAUGCAAGUUGGUUGGGACACACUAAGAAUAGCAUACCUGUUCU